AGGAGGAAGGAACGACCUGGGGGGACGGUGUCAACACGGGAGAACUCUGUUCCAGGAACAAUGUCAGGAAACGUGAUAGAGGGAACGAGCUGAACUGUCUAGCGAGAGACCCCUGGCGUCUCCAUCUCAGGUGGGAAGAGAAGCCCGGCGACCCCACGAGUGAGCUGUAUCCAGCAUGCUCCAAGGCCACAGCCCUGUGUCCCAGGCCUUGCUGGGGACCUUCUUCACCUGGGGGAUGACGGCGGCCGGGGCAGCUCUUGUGUUCGUAUUCUCUAGCGGACAGAGGCGGAUCUUAGAUGGAAGCCUUGGCUUUGCUGCAGGGGUCAUGCUGGCCGCUUCCUAUUGGUCGCUCCUGGCCCCGGCGGUGGAGAUGGCUACGUCCUCUGGUGGCUUUGGUGCCUUGGCCUUUUUCCCUGUGGCUGUCGGCUUCACCCUCGGAGCUGCGUUUGUCUACCUGGCUGACCUCCUCAUGCCUCACCAGGGUGCAGCAGAAGACCCCCAGAUGGCCCUGGCACUGAACCUCGACCCCGCGUUGAUGAAGAAGUCUGAUGCUGAGGGUCCCAGGCUGCUCUUCCCCGAGAGUGAACUUUCCAUCCGGAUAGGUAGAGCUGGGCUUCUUUCAGACAAGAGUGAGAAUGGCGAGGCGUAUCAGAGGAAGAAGGCAGUGACCACCGGCCUUCCAGAGGGCCCAGCUGCCCCCGUGCCGUCUCAGGGGAACCCGGCGCUGCCCGGCGGCAGCGGCUGGAGAAGGAUCGUGCUGCUCAUCUUGGCCAUCACCAUACACAACAUCCCAGAGGGUCUUGCUGUUGGAGUUGGAUUUGGAGCUGUAGAAAAGACGGCAUCUGCUACCUUUGAGAGCGCCAGGAAUUUAGCCAUUGGAAUUGGGAUCCAGAAUUUCCCGGAGGGCCUCGCGGUCAGCCUCCCGCUGCGAGGGGCUGGAUUCUCCACCUGGAGAGCCUUCUGGUACGGGCAGCUCAGCGGCAUGGUGGAGCCUCUGGCCGGGGUCUUUGGUGCCUUUGCCGUGGUGCUGGCGGAGCCCAUCCUGCCCUAUGCUCUGGCCUUUGCUGCCGGCGCCAUGGUCUAUGUGAUCAUGGAUGACAUCAUCCCCGAAGCCCACAUCAGUGGUAACGGGAAACUGGCGUCCUGGGCCUCCAUCCUGGGUUUUGUGGUGAUGAUGUCGUUGGAUGUUGGUCUGGGCUAGUUGCUGAAGUGCCUCGGACCCCGGGAAAGGCAGCACGAGGAAACGGCCGGGAUUGGCUUCUUCAGGACCACAGCCUCUUUCUUCACAUCAAAACGUUUUUCCUUUCCCUCCUUUUUGUCUCAUUAUCCUGAUUGACUCUGAUUAUGACAAUUUUUAGUUUUCUUUUAAGGGAGAUAGUGGUUUUAUUUGGAAUUUCAGGUAGUCACGGAACUACAGAUUUUUUGCUUGGCCACUACAUGGAAUCUUUCUUCGGUGGGAAAACCAAGGACCUACAGAUCAGGGAAGUCUCUGCUUUUGUACCUUUGGUCUCCCUCACUGGACUCAAUGGCAACUCCUCAAGGUCACCUACAGAAGCAAGCUACCGAGAGAGAAGUCUCCCAAGCAUCUUCGCCUAGUGACUCAGAGCAGAAUGGCCAGGACAGCUCUUGCCUGUCCUUCCCGAUCUUUUACCGUUGAUCCUCUGUCCGUCAAGACUGGAACAGGAGCAUCAUGGACAAAGCAACCUACUUCCCAAGGCCCAAGGAGGAACAUGCCUUCUUCUGCCUCCCCCAAGGGGGGGUGGCUGCAUGGGGCGAGACACAGACAAAGGGAAGAAAAUCAGCUAGUCUUUCUCUCUUUCUCUUUUUUUAAGGCAAAGAUUGACACUACUGAAGUUAAGGGAAUUAGGACAACUGUGAACACACAGUGAGCCCUGUGAAAAGAGGACAGGGUAGAGCUUUGAUCGGAGACCUCUGCUCUCUCUGGAUUCCAAGAGCAAACCGGUUUGCCGUGGUUUCCAAGUCCCCCAGACAUGUGUUUUGAUAAGCUUAUAGGCUUCAUUUUUCUAAGAGACUUGGGGACACCAGCAAACUGCUAGAACUCAACUCCUUCAUUUACUUACGGAGGGAGCCACUUAAGCUCAUUUAAGUGAACGAAAGACAUUUGGAAUCUGCACUGGGUCCUUCUCUGUUGACUAUUCGGUAACUUAUAACCUGACCCAGAGCUCUUAAGCUGCUUUGCUGGAUUUUGGCCAGAGAGCUCAGGAUAAGACAGGAAAAGGGGUAGGAAAAGAAGAGGUAUUUUUUACAUUUCCCUUUUAAAGUAAAUUUGAGUCAAGUCAUCAUUCUAAAAUGACCCUAAAGAAUGACUUGAACGAGACUACUCCCUUAUACACACAGCUGCUCCAUCAGGGGUGACAUAACUUGUCUGCUUCCAACAUAGCUAAGGCCUGCCGUCCUCACUGGUUAUAGGAGCCUUUGGGACCUUGAGUGGGCUCUGCUGACAAGGCAGGCAGCCCAGGAGGCAGGUAUUCAGACACUGUGUUAUCAGUGCCUGCCCUGCGUUUACAUGUCUCAUUGCUGCCAAGGGUGAAUACUCUGUUCUGGGAAUGCCCUAUAACCCUACGCUAGAUCUAUGUACGUUCUUCCGGAGCACUGAUGAUCAAAAGUGAAGACACAUGCAGAGGCUUGAUUGGUGGAGAUUCGUUGGUUUGGUGGUUGGCAUAUGGGUAUUUUUAUGUCUUUGUAUGUCGUUCUACAUAAUGCAGACUUCUUUCUGAUGGACAAGACCUCAUAACUGUGAUUAAUACCAAUAAAGGGGAUAUUGUUGUGGA
This is a messenger RNA of Balaenoptera acutorostrata (minke whale), 2792 nucleotides long. It is a transcript of the gene SLC39A11, whose product is annotated as solute carrier family 39 member 11. The transcript is spliced from 10 exons. Gene Ontology annotation, molecular function: zinc ion transmembrane transporter activity. Lineage: Eukaryota; Metazoa; Chordata; Mammalia; Artiodactyla; Balaenopteridae. Gene Ontology annotation, cellular component: membrane. Gene Ontology annotation, biological process: zinc ion transmembrane transport. The record is from RefSeq and is a predicted model, not a curated record. Bases 176 to 1201 code for a protein of 341 amino acids.